Caenorhabditis angaria is the source of this 5428-nucleotide messenger RNA. NCBI's taxonomy places the organism in Eukaryota, Metazoa, Nematoda, Chromadorea, Rhabditida, Rhabditidae. The record is from the annotation of a GenBank genome assembly.
AUGUAUAAUAAUUGGAAGAUUGCAGAGUGUGAGUUUUCAAAAUAGCACAAUUUUCAGCAUUUUCAUUACGGGUUUGUACUCGAAGGCAUUAUAAAAUUUAUUCUACUGCAGUUUUGCAAAGGUAAAAUUUCCAUAUAAAAACCAAAAUAACAUUUCGUUCAGAGUUGAAUUGAGCUCACCGGAAAAAUGCGUCGAGCGCUGUAUUGAGAAUAUGGAUUACUGUUUCGUAUCACAGUUCACAAAAAAGUCGGAUGAGGUAUGUUUCGAUGUUUUGGUUCAUGGUUUGUUAUAUCAGUUUUCUAUUUCUCACUGAUGUGAAAGAUCUGAUAAUCUUUAACAAUUUUCAAACUAUGCAAGUGAAAUAAUUCUUCAGGAUAACAAUCAGAAAAAAAAAACACUUUUUAAAAAACGUUUUCAUAGCUAAUUUUCUCUUAUUAUUUCUCGAAUGUUUUUAAAGGAUCUUGGAUUAUGCACACUGUUCAAUGAAACAUUAGAUAGUGAAAUCCAUCCUGACGCUUCAAUGGAUCCACUUUCAAUAAUUUAUGAACUUCUGGAAAAAUGCCCACCAUUUACGGCCAGUGAUAUCACACAUCGAAUUACCAAACUCCACCGAGACACACUUCAAGAUGGCAGAGAAGCAGGUAAUUUUUCAUAUAAAAAACAUUUUUAUCUGCAUUGAAAGCUUAUAAUUUUCCAGCUACCACUAGUAAAUCUCGCUUGGCUGACGCAUUUUUCCCUGAACGAGAUCAUAUUAGUGUUGAUGAUUUACAUCUUGAAGAUGAAAGAUAUGCGGUGAGUGAACAUAAUUCAUUAUUUAUAUUCAUGAAAAACUGGUUAUAUCAAGGUUAUGCGAUCAAUUGAAGAGGUUGAAAUUGAAGCAGCUAAAAAUCGAGUGGAACAUCCGCGAGAUCCUUUCAAUGAUGGACCAAGAUACCAUCAAUCUUCACAUGAAAGAGGAGAGUUUUCAAGACAUCGAAAUCAUAAAAAUCAAGAUCGUCGAGGUGGGGAAAUAGAAGAGGAUGAAGAUGAAGGAGAUGAUGGUGGAAGAAAUGUGAAACAGCCAAUUAGACCGAUUGUUGUUCAUCGUGGUGGGCAUGCUCAACAAAUGAGUGCUCAUGUCAAAGUUGGGAAUCCAUGUACACGUGAGUGAAACGACAAUUGAAUAAUCAAGGGAUUCCUAAAAUGCGGACCAGGCUUGAUGAAAACAUUCAGAUAUUCCAAAAAAGUUCGGAAGUGAAUUAGGAAUGAUUCCGAAUUCUCAAAAUCAGACGGAAUGCAUUUGGAAGAGGGCUCAUUUCCGGCGUCAGUCUCAUUCCAAAAAAAGUUAUUUUUUUCAGCUAAUGCAGACUGUGUUCCUACCCUAUUCCAACUAGACAACGCUCCAUGCCCAGCUCGACAAGGAGAUCCUUGUGCGCCAAAACUUCCAUGUGUGAGUUGAACGUCAACAAAUUUCAAAAAACAUCUAUUUUUCCAGACAAAUGACUGUUAUCCCACAGCUCCAGGUGGCGGUGCUCAACAACUUCCAACUCCAGAAUGGUCUGAAUGGUCACAAUGUUCAGCAAGUUGUGGACUAGCAAUCAAAACCCGUCAAUGUUUAGGAGGAAUCACUUGUCCGGGCUUAGGUUCAGUAGCUUGUCAAGUUCCUGAAUGUGCUGCUUGGACACUCUGGACACCGUGGUCAUUAUGUUCAGCUUCUUGUGGAGUUGGGGAGAAGACAAGAAACAGAAUUUGUCAAACUGGUAGAAAUUGUGAUGGUCCUAGUAUGGUAUGAUUAAAAUUUUUUAAUUUUUCUUUCAAGUCUAUUUUUUCAGGAAGUCGAGGCAUGCAAAUCAUUGUUACCUUGUCCACUUUGGUCAUCGUGGACAUCGUGGACAGGUUGUACAAAUUCGUGCGGAAAAGGUAUUGAAAGGCGAACAAGGAUGUGUCAGGUAAGAUUAUUCAUAAAUUUUCAGUAACAACUCAGCGUUUGCGUACGUAGCUUAAACGUAGACGAACCGAUGUCAGCCGCUGACAUCGGUUUAGCUAGACAAAUAGGUACGGUUUAGCUACGCAAUGUGUGUUUGUGCGCCGGAAAUGGGUUUUGUUUUCUUUUUUCAGUCGCCCUAGGAACUUUUCUGUUUUUAACACAUAAAAUAUAAAAAAAGAAGAAUUUAUUAUACAAUUUAUAUACAGAAGUAAUAAAUAACAUAAUUUCAACAAAGAUAUUUACAUAGAAAAAAAUUAUAUCAGUUUUUUCCGGGUUUUGAUGUAAAUGGCGAUGCUGAUGAACAUUUUGAGGCUGGCAAUGUGAUUUUCCUUGUCUGAUGGAAGAUUGAAUGGGGUACGAGCUGAAAAACUGAUUUAUUGAACUAAAGAUAGACUGAGAAGUGCAACUAUUCUUCAAGAAUUAGGAAUUCAACAAAAUAUCCUUCAUUACACAAGUUUAGACAGAAAUUCCAACAAUCUUCAUUUUCUAGAUUCUGCUUAUCAGGAUAAUUAAAAAUAACUCACUUUUUGUUUCCGAAAUUCGUUUUCUGACAGCAUAAUCACAUUCUUUCGAUAAAAAUCCAUUUUUUUGUCAAAAAAUCGAUUUCCGAGCCUUUCAAACGGUUUCUCUGCAAAUUUAUUCAUCAUAUAUGGUGGAAAUUAGUCUGUCAAUGUAACUUACCUUCUUAAAACCGGUUUGAGUUGAUGUAACUUGAAUUUUAGGGAAAUUUAGGCCUUGAAAAAACAAAAAUGAAAAGCAAAAUGAGAAACCGCAGCGCACUCGAGAGUAUUCGCUUUGCAACGCGGUCAGCUUGUAAAAAUGCGUAGCUAAACCGUAGCUACGCAUUAGCUAAAUGCACCCUCUGUCUACGUUUAAGCUACGCCCGCAAAUGCUGAGAAGUAACAUUCAUUUUAGAACGGUUUACUUUGUCCGGGACCAGCUACAGAAGAAAGACCCUGUGACAAAGGACCAUGUCCACAUUGGUCGAAUUGGGGAGCUUGGGAACAGUGUAGUAAACCAUGUGGCGGUGGAGAAACUGUGAGUUUUUCCCGGUUAUUUUCAGUAUAGAAAAACGCAUUUUGAAGUAUCGGAAUCGUGAAUGUAUUGAUGGACAUUCUUGCGAAGGAGCGUCUGAAGAGAAAAUUAUGUGUAAUCUUCAAGCUUGCCCAGAAUGGUCGCCAUGGACUGCUUGGACAGUUUGUGAUGAGAAAUGUGGUGAAGAUUCGAUUAGAUUAAGAAACAGGUGAGGAUGUUUGGAAUGACAGAAAUUAUUAGAUUAAAAUUAAUAGGAAUAAUUCAAAACCUAUAGCUUCUUCGUAAAAUUGAUAUUAUAUUAUUUCAUUUUUGAGCAUAUCUUGAGUAUCAUCUUCAAAUUAUAUUAUUUAUUAAAAAGUUUCAACUAUUACUCUGAUAAAUGCGAUCCCUUCUUUUCGCGAACCUACAUUCUUCGCUACAUUUUCAUUAAAAAAAACACCUUUUUUGCAGAAAAUGCCUGAACGCAGAGAAUAACAAUUCAUGCGAAGGUCCAGCACAAGAUCAAAUGAGUUGUCCAUAUCGAGAUUGUCCAAAGUGGGAAGAAUGGGGAGAAUGGUCAGAUUGUUCUGUAACAUGCGGCCAAGGAACUCAAAAACGCAAUCGAAAAUGUGAUACAGAAAAUGAUUGUAGCGGACCAUCAGAUGAGAUGCGUUUCUGUCAAAUUGCAUCUUGUCCUUAUUGGGAAGAUUGGUCACAAUGGAGUGGUUGCUCGGUUACUUGUGGUAAAGGUGUCUGUGAAAGAUCUAGGAGGUGUAUUACUGAUGAAUUUUUGCAUCUUCCAACACUUGAAGAAGUUGAACGAGAUGACUCCCUAGAAAAACAUGGUAUUCUACUAUUUUUCAAAUUAAAAAAAAAAUCGUGAUGUUUUUUCAGAAGCAAAAGAAGCGUUGAUAGCAAGAGCAAAAACUAUUUCAAAAUAUCGAAGAACAAAUGAGGUUUGUUUUUUUUUCUUCUUUUUUUUGAAAUUAAUAAAAUAAACUCUCAGACAAGACUUGCUCCAAGAAAAGAGAUGCCACUUGGUGGAACUUGUGAUGGAUCAGAUAAAGAUGUGAAAACUUGCGAUGCUGGACCUUGUUGCUCUUGGGAUAAAUGGAGUGAAUGGUCAAGUUGUAUUGGAUGUGGUAAAGAUGGAAUUAUGAAAAGGAAUCGAAGAUGUCUUGCUGACGGACAGCCCAUGCCAACAUUAGGGUUCCAGGUAUUUUUUUUCAAAAUUUAAAACAAAGUUGGUGGCUGAUAAGGUUUGAAAGAAAAACACGAACACACAAAUCAAAAACCAAAACUCAAUUUUUCUAUAUUUAUUUAUGAUAGUUCAUACAUAUAUGUAUGUAUUGAAUGUUGUUUUUACAGGGAGAUUCUCCAUCCUCGGGUGGUUACGUAACCUCGCCAAACGCCUUCAAUCCAUUACUUGCUGGCCUCGCACCAAUUAUUCCUGUCGAAAUACACAGAGGAAAACGUCAAGCAUUAUGUAAUUGCCCCGGAGAGUCAUUCCAAACAAAACCAUGUUCAACACCUCCAAGUUGUGACCAACCUAAAAAAUCACGAUGUGAAUGGUCAGAGUGGGGUGAUUGGUGUGGGUGUAUGAGAUGUCGAGGUGGAAAAGAGACCAGGAAACGUUUCUGUGAUGGAAAUGAUCCGGAUUGUAGUUGUGGAAAUGGGAGAGAUAUUGAAGAAAGAGAUUGUCCCAGAGAAGCAGGAUGUUUAGGAUUUAGUGGAAGACAGAGUUCUAGAGAACGAGAACAGCAUGCUGAUAGACAUUUGAAUCGUCGACCAACUGGACAUCCCGGCCAAGAACCUAGUGGGAAAUAUGGAUCGGCUGCUCUUUCCUCUCCGCAUGAUAGAAAUUAUAAUAAUAAUCCAAACUCACCACAAAGACCUGGUCAUUCACAAAGAGGUCAUCAAGAUACAUACGUCCCAAUUGAUUCAGUAAUUGGAAGAGUGCAACUCGGAACAGGUUCAGGAAACAGUUAUAAUAAAAAAGAUUCUGCUGAUAUAUUCACAACUACAGAAUUACCAUUCAAAGUUUGUCGCUGGUCAAAUUGGUCAGAAUGGAGUAGUUGUCAAGAUAACACAAGUAAAGAAAGAAAACGUUUCUGUAUUGGAGAAAAAGAUUCUGAAUUAAUAAGCAAUUGUGAAUGUAUUGGUCCAUCUCAAGAAGAAGAUAGUUGUGAAAUCAAUUUGGAAACUGAUGAAGAUAUUGAGAAAAGUUUGGAUAAAUUAUUGCAAUCUAGUGAAACUUGCGAAUGGACAAGAUGGUCCCAAUGGAGUGUUUGUACAGCAUCUUGUGGAGAAGGUAGAAGAAUGAGAAAACGACGAUGUCCUUGUGGAGAUUCGAGUUGUGGCCAUGGAAUUGAUUCAGAUUCAGAACCUUGUGAAGGACCACCGUGUAUAGAAGAAAAGAAAAAACCAAUUUUCACUGUUUUACCUUGA